AUGGAAGAAGAAAAAGAAGCUACAUCCUUUGAGCAGCCAGUAUUAGUUGAAGAACCAUUGGACUUGGUUCGACUUAGUCUUGAUGAGAAGGUUUUUGUUAAAAUGCGACACAAUCGCGAGCUGACUGGUACCCUACAUGCAUUCGAUUCUCAUCUCAAUCUUAUCCUCGGUAACGUCGAAGAAACAAUUACCACACUGGAAUUAGUUGAAGAAACAUUCGAGGAAAUUUACAAGACUUCUAAGAGAAAGAUCCCUCUCCUUUUUGUUCGUGGAGAUGGCAUCGUUCUCAUCUCUCCACCUCGAUCUGAACAAUAA
Molecule: messenger RNA, 315 nt
Organism: Rodentolepis nana
Lineage: Eukaryota; Metazoa; Platyhelminthes; Cestoda; Cyclophyllidea; Hymenolepididae
Source: the annotation of a GenBank genome assembly